Gymnodraco acuticeps is the source of this 945-nucleotide messenger RNA. RefSeq names its product olfactory receptor 1D5-like. NCBI's taxonomy places the organism in Eukaryota, Metazoa, Chordata, Actinopteri, Perciformes, Bathydraconidae. The record is from RefSeq and is a predicted model, not a curated record. Gene Ontology annotation, molecular function: G protein-coupled receptor activity; olfactory receptor activity. The transcript has a single exon. Gene Ontology annotation, biological process: G protein-coupled receptor signaling pathway. The coding region runs from base 1 to 945 and encodes 314 amino acids. Gene Ontology annotation, cellular component: membrane.
AUGAUGAAUAAUGUUUCAGUAGUUACUAUGUUUACUCUGUCAGGGCUAAGUGGGACUACAAACUACAGAGUUGUUCUUUUUACUCUCACUUUGCUGUGUUACUUUGUGAUUUGGCUGGUAAAUUUGACCAUUAUUGUGACCAUCAUUUUGCACAAAAAGCUUCACGAGCCCAUGUAUAUCUUCCUGUGUAAUCUGUGUAUAAAUGGACUUUAUGGGACAGCAGGCUUUUACCCAAAGUUCCUGAUUGAUCUUCUGUCUACCACUCAUGUUAUUUCAUAUGCUGGAUGUCUUCUGCAGGGUUUUGUGUUGCACUCUUCAGUUGCUGCAGAUUUCUCUUUUCUCGUGCUGAUGGCCUACGACAGGUAUGUGGCUAUAUGUCGACCUCUGGUGUACCACUCUUUCAUGACUAAAGAGAAAGUUGGUGUGUUUGUGUUUUUUGCUUGGUUAAUACCCAUUUGUUUGGUGUUCAUGAGCACAAUAACAACAUCAAGAACAAGUUUAUGUGGCUCACAAAUACCGAGAAUCUACUGUGUUAACUGGUUGAUAGGUAAACUAGCUUGCUCUGCCUCCAUUGCAAACGUUGUUAUUCCAGCUUUUAAUUAUACAUUUUAUUUCGGUCAUUUUAUAUUUGUUGGUUGGUCUUAUAUACAUCUGAUCAGAACAUGCAAAGCCUCCAAAGAGAACUGGAGUACAUUUAUGCAGACAUGUGUACCACAUUUAUUCUGUUUAGCAGUGGGUGUUGUUUCUUUGCUUUUUGAUUUGUUGUACAUGCGAUUUGGCUCAAAAGGACUGCCGCAAAGUGCCCAGAAUUUUAUGGCAAUGCAGUUUAUCAUUGUUCCUCCAGUUAUCAAUCCUCUGAUGUAUGGUUUCAAAUUGACACAAAUAAGACAAAUAAUUAAAAGUGCUCUGUGUGGUAGAGGAUCAGUUGUUGGAUUAAAGUCCUGA